UCAGCAGUGGAGAGAGAGAGAGAGAGAGAGAGAGAGAGAGAGAGAGAAGCCACCAUUUUAAAGGAAGUCUUAAGAACCUAUGUAAAUUCGUGUUCAUUAAAACCAUCUCCAGUUUUCACUUUCAAAACCCUAGAUCUUAUAUUCCUAAAUUUCCCUCAAAUCCCACCUUUUUCUUUUGUUUCUUCUUAUUUACUGAAUUUCACUGUGCGUUAUUCACAAGCACAGUCUAAAAAGAGCUUUUCUCAAACCCCAUUUUGCAGAUCUGAUAAUUGGGGUCCAUCGCCGCCCAAAUUCUUCUGUAGCUUGUUAUUCAGUUCUCAGAAUUUGGAUUCUUAAUUUUUCGGUUCAGAUUUGAGGGUAUAUAACUGUAUAUGCGGGUUUAGUGUAUUUUUCUGGUUAGAAGAUUCUCAUGGCAAUGCCAUCGGGAAAUGUGGGUGUACCGGAUAAAGUUUCGUAUCAGAGCGGUGGUGGUGGAGUUGCGGUGAGUGGUGGCGGUGGCGAGAUCCAUCAGCACCACCCACGCCCCUGGUUUCCUGAUGAGCGUGAUGGGUUUAUCUCAUGGUUGCGAGGAGAAUUCGCUGCCUCAAAUGCUAUAAUUGAUGCCCUUUGCCAUCAUUUGCGUGCUGUGGGAGAGCCUGGGGAGUAUGACGUGGUUAUUGGAUGCAUACAGCAACGGCGGUGUAAUUGGACGCCGGUGCUUCAUAUGCAGCAGUACUUUUCAGUGGCAGAAGUGAUGUAUGCCCUUCAGCAGGUCACCUCGAGGAGGCAGCAGAGGUAUAUGGAUCCUGUGAAAGUGGGGCAGAAGUUGUAUAGGAGACCUGGACCAGGGUUUAAGCAGCAGCAGGGUCAUCGGGUUGAAGCCACAGUCAAGGAAGAGAUCAACACUUGUGCAGAGUCAUGUAAUGGUGCGAAUUCUUCAAGUCUUGUAGGCUGUAGGAAGGUGGAGCAAGUAAGUAAUACGUGUGAUGAAAGUAAGGCCUCAGGGGAGGAUGGUAAAUUGAAUGAUAAAGAUUCAGAGUCAGCUGAGGACAAUAAAGAUACUCAUGGGAAGGACCAAAGUAAUAGCAAACCAAAGUGUGCAGAAAAUUUAGAAGACAAUGCAAGUAAUAAAGAAUCUCAAGUUGAACCUACUGAUGAUGGAUGUUCUUCAAGCCACAGAGAUAAGGAGUUGCAGUCUGUUCAAAGCCAGAAUGGAAAGCAGUAUGCUGCCAGAACCCCGAGAACCUUUGUUGCCAAUGAGAUGUUUGAUGGAAAGAUGGUUAAUGUGAUGGAUGGAUUGAAAUUAUUUGAAGAAUUAUUGGAUGAUGCUGAGGUUUCAAAGCUUCUUUCUCUGGUGAAUGAUUUGAGGGCUUCCGGAAAGAGAGGGCAAUUCCAAGGUCAGACGUAUGUGGUAUUAAAAAGACCCAUGAAGGGACAUGGGAGAGAGAUGAUCCAACUAGGCUUUCCCAUUGCAGAUGCUCCUCAUGAUGAUGACAAUUCUUCAGGGCUCUCUAAAGUGAACUUUACAGAUAGAAGAAUAGAAUCCAUUCCCUCAUUACUUCAAGAUCUCAUUGAUCGUUUGGUUGGGGAGCAAGUGAUGACAGUGAAACCAGAUUCCUGCAUCGUUGAUUUUUAUAAUGAGGGUGAUCAUUCUCAGCCUCAUGUCUGGCCACCAUGGUUUGGGAGGCCCGUUGGUGUCCUCCUCUUGACUGAAUGUGAAAUGACUUUUGGUAGAGUGAUUGGUACAGACCAUUCUGGCAACUAUAGAGGGGCUAUGAAGUUGUCUCUCACACCCGGAACCCUACUAGUGGUGCAAGGAAAAUCUGCAGAUUUUGCUAAGCAUGCAAUUCCCGCUAUCCGCAAGCAACGUAUACUUGUUACAUUGACCAAAUCACAACCAAAAAGAGCUGUACCAGCUGAUGGGCAACGCACAUCUCUGAAUAUAGGUUCAUUUUCCAGUUGGGGCCCUCCAUCUGUUAGAUCGCCCAACCCUCGUCUUUCCCCUGGACAGAAGCCCUAUCCUACAGUUCCAUCGACUGGGGUGCUACCAGCGCCACCCAUUCGUCCCCAAAUGGCACCACCAAAUGGCAUCCCUCCCUUAAUUGUCCCACCUGUAGCACCACCUAUGCCUUUCCCUCCCGUGCCAAUCCCAACUGGUCCAUCCGCGUGGCCCACUGCACAUCCAAGGCAUCCUCCACCUCGUCUCCCUGUUCCCGGCACUGGAGUAUUCCUUCCCCCUCCAGGUUCAUCCAGUGCUCCAGCUCCAUCUCCUCAACAACCGCCAAACUCCGCAGUUGAGACAGGUUCCCUUUCAGAAAAGGAGAAUGGUUCGACGAAAUCUGAUCACAAUUCAGGUACUUCUCCAGGUGAAAAACCAGAAGCAAAGCCGCCUCAAAGACAAGAAUGCAAUGGAAGUAUGGAUGGAAGUGGGAGUGAUAAAGUGAAAGAGGAAGAGCAGCAGCCGCAGCAGCAACAGGAGGAGCAAAAUGAGAAUCCGCAGGCCCAAAAUGCAGGAGGUGGAGCAGUUUAGAGAAGAAAAUACAUUAUUUAAGAGAAAAGAGAGAGAAAGGAAACCAGGUAGGCUGCAGAGUUGAAUGAGUUACAAGCAAAAUGUAGAGAGCGGCAACAUUCAAGACUGAUGAUUUUCACACACUAAGACAAUACUACUACUACCAAGGAAAACAAGGGGAGUUCUCUUUCAAAAUCCUUUUAGUUCAUUCCUUUUUUUUUGUCCUGAAAAAUUAUUGGUUAGAUGGGAAAACUCAUUCCUAAUGGAACUUUGGAUCUUACUUAUCAUCUUUUAAAAAAGAGAUUUUUGAGAAGUCAGAACCAGUUGGGAUUAUUUUUUGUGUUUAAACAGGUGAAAAGAGAAGGAAAAAAGCUAACCCCUUGAAUUAUCAUGGACUGGAUCUUCCCCCCUCGGAUAUGAAAUUAAUCAAUAGUUCUAUACUUUGCAAAUGUAGAGAGACAAAUCUUUGGCCUUUCUUGUUGAUCAGAAUAUAAUGGAUUAAGAUUAGCUUCUCUUUAA
Molecule: messenger RNA, 3007 nt
Organism: Benincasa hispida (wax gourd)
Lineage: Eukaryota; Viridiplantae; Streptophyta; Magnoliopsida; Cucurbitales; Cucurbitaceae
Product: hydroxyproline-rich glycoprotein family protein
Biological process (GO): mRNA catabolic process
Molecular function (GO): mRNA binding; demethylase activity
Source: RefSeq, a predicted model, not a curated record